Dissoconium aciculare CBS 342.82 is the source of this 3609-nucleotide messenger RNA. Its product is annotated as beta and beta-prime subunits of DNA dependent RNA-polymerase. The coding region runs from base 1 to 3609 and encodes 1202 amino acids. The record is from RefSeq and is a predicted model, not a curated record. Lineage: Eukaryota; Fungi; Ascomycota; Dothideomycetes; Mycosphaerellales; Dissoconiaceae. Gene Ontology annotation, molecular function: ribonucleoside binding; DNA binding; DNA-directed RNA polymerase activity. Gene Ontology annotation, cellular component: RNA polymerase I complex; nucleus. Gene Ontology annotation, biological process: DNA-templated transcription. The transcript has a single exon.
AUGACCUCGGGCAGCAAAUGGUCAACAGACUUCGAGACUGUCCGACGAGAGAAGAUCUUUCGGAAUCCUCCCAGCAAGAAGACUGCAUUCCCGACUCUAGCAGAAACGAUCAAACCUCAUGUCGACUCUUUCAACACCAUCUUCGCGCUAGAAGGUCAACUCCACCAUGCACUCAAAGAUAUCGGCACACGGACAUUCCUCGACGGCAAUCCUCUCGGAGAGCACGAUAGUCCUCGUAACCGUCUACAGGUGCGUGUCAAGGAGGUAUUUCUAGAAAAGAGCCUGCUGCCAUCGUCCAACAAGGUCGAAGCAUUGAAGAGAGAAAUUCUCCCCGUCGAGUGCCGAGAGAGGCAUGUCACAUACCGAGGACGCUUCCGAGGUCGAGUCGAGUACCGGGUCAACGACGGCCCGUGGAAAGAGUCGGUGCGAGAAUUUGGUCAUGUCCCGAUCAUGCUGCGUUCAAAUCGAUGUCACCUUGAAGGGUUGCCUCCGAAAGAGCUUGUGGACCGAAGAGAAGAGUCGGAUGAAUUGGGUGGAUACUUCAUCGUCAACGGUAUCGAGAAGUUGAUCCGAAUGUUAAUUGUCAAUCGCCGGAAUUUCCCCAUGGCCAUCAUUCGACCGUCGUUCGAGAAUCGAGGGGCUACAUACACCAAAUUCGGUAUCCAGAUUCGAUCAGUCCGUCCAGAUCAGACUUCUCAAACAAACGUUUUACAUUACCUUUCCGACGGUAACGUCAUCUUCCGAUUCUCAUGGCGCAAGAAUGAAUUUCUCGUUCCGGUAUUGAUGAUCAUCAAAGCUCUCGUUGAAACCAAUGAUCGGGAGAUCUUCGAGUCCAUCGUGGGACCCGCGAAGAGCAAGGGAUUGGACACAAAGCAAUUCGUCUCGGAUCGGGUAGAGCUGCUGCUCAGAACAUACAAAGCAUACAACAUCCAGUCACGAGCGAAGUCACGAGCAUACCUAGGUUCGAAGUUUCGCGUCGUGCUCUCGGUGCCCGAGGACAUGAGCGACGAUGAGGCCGGAACCGAAUUCCUUCGCAAAAUCGUGCUGCCUCAUCUCGGCAAUUGCAAUGUCAGCGAGGCACAGGACGUGGACAAGUCCAGGAUGAUUCUCUUCAUGAUUCGCAAACUAUACUCUCUAGUCGAGGGCGAAUGCACCAUCGACAACCCAGAUGCUGUCCAGAAUCAGGAGAUUCUACUUCCAGGUUUCUUGUUUGGAAUGAUCAUCAAGGAGCGCAUCGACGAGUGGCUUGGUACAGUCGGUCUUGGUCUGCGGGAAUGGGGUCGUGAUAAUGCCUGGCAGCCGUUUACAAGUCACGAGUUUGAAAAGACAUUCAUGACGAAAGUUCUGCGCAGGACAAACGAGAAUCUCGGUCAAGCAUUAGAGUACUUCCUCUCGACAGGAAAUCUCGUCAGUCCUUCUGGUUUAGACUUGCAACAAACUUCUGGUUUUACGGUGGUGGCCGAAAAGAUCAACUUCUAUCGAUUCAUCAGUCACUUCCGCAUGGUGCAUCGAGGUAGUUUCUUCGCGCAGUUGAAGACGACGACGGUCCGAAAGCUACUGCCUGAGAGUUGGGGAUUCUUGUGUCCGGUGCACACUCCCGACGGUUCGCCCUGUGGUCUGCUGAAUCACUUGGCGCAUAAGUGCAAGAUUGAGACCUCAAGUGUCGACGUAUCGAAGAUUCCAGCUCUCAUCUCACAGAUCGGCAUCUCGCCUACGUCUGGCGCAAUCCUGGAAGACAGCGUGGUCGUACAGCUCGAUGGUCGCGUGCUUGGGUUCUGCUCGCCGAAACAGGCCAAAGUCAUUAGCGACUCGUUGAGAUACUGGAAAGUCGAAGGGACCCACGACGUUCCGAUCGAACUCGAAAUUGGCAAUAUUCCUUUGUCAAGCGGUGGCCAAUAUCCUGGUGUCUACUUGUUCUCGGGACCUGCACGAAUGAUUCGACCUGUCAAAUACCUUCCUCUCGAGAAGCUCGACUAUGUUGGGCCAUUCGAACAGCCAUUCAUGUCAAUCGCCUGCACAGAACCCGAAAUUUCAUCCGGCGAUUCAACGCAUGUGGAAUUUGAUGUUACGAACAUCCUAUCCAUCCUUGCGAACCAGACGCCAUUUUCGAACUUCAACCAGUCACCCCGAAACAUGUACCAGUGCCAGAUGGCCAAACAGACCAUGGGAACGCCAGGAACCGCUUUGAAAUACCGCACGGACAACAAAACCUAUCGACUACAGACAGGUCAAACUCCCGUCGUCAGGACUCCCAAGUACAUGGACUACGGUCUCGAUAACUUCCCUAAUGGUACCAACGCGGUCGUUGCCGUUAUCUCAUAUACUGGUUACGACAUGGACGACGCUAUGAUCAUCAACAAGUCAGCACACGAGCGAGGAUUCGGGUUUGGAACGAUUUACAAGACCAAGAAGAUCAACCUCGCUGAGGAAAACAAAACUCGCAAAGGCGGUGUCACACAUAUGUUUGGCUUUGCUCCGAAUUCGAUUGUGAAAGCGCAAUGGCGGGAAACACUCGAUGACGAUGGUCUCGCAGUCUCCGGCGUCAAGAUCAAAGACGGUUCGAUCAUCGCUGCAUCAUACACAGUCGUCAAGGAUCCUCAAACAGGCGAGUACGUCAACCAGGACGGCAUUACGCAUCUCCACAAGUAUAAGGAUCAGGAACAGGCAUACGUCGAGGAGAUCAAAUUGAUCGGUAACGAAAACGGCAACAACGAUCCCUGUCAAGCCGUCAGCAUCCGUCUCCGCAUCCCGCGUUCACCCGUCAUCGGCGACAAGUUCUCCUCCCGUCACGGACAGAAAGGUGUCUGUUCUCAAAAAUGGCCCACCAUCGACAUGCCCUUCACCGAAAGCGGCAUGCAACCCGACGUCAUCAUCAACCCACACGCCUUCCCUUCCCGCAUGACCAUCGGCAUGUUCGUCGAAUCCAUGGCCGGCAAAUCCGGCGCCUGCCACGGCUUCGCCCAGGACUCGACGCCCUUCCAGUUCAAAGACAAGCAAGGCGAGACGGCGGUCGAAUACUUCGGCCACCAGCUCGUGCGCGCGGGAUACAACUACUAUGGCAACGAGCCCAUGUACUCGGGCAUCACCGGCGAGGAGCUGGCCGCGGACAUCUACAUCGGCGUCGUCUACUACCAGCGCCUCCGGCACAUGGUUAACGACAAGUUCCAGGUCCGCACCACCGGCCCCGUCACCCCGCUCACCGGCCAGCCCAUCAAGGGCCGUUCCAAGGGCGGAGGAAUCCGCGUCGGAGAGAUGGAACGCGACGCCCUCCUCGCGCACGGCACCGCCUUCCUCCUGCAGGACCGCCUGAUGAACUGCUCCGACUACACCAAAGCGAGCAUCUGCAAGGCCUGCGGCUCGUUCUUAUCCGUCCAGCCUAGCGCGGGCUCCUACGCGAGCCGUCGGGACGGCGGCCGGGUCCGCUGCAGGAGGUGCUCGCGCAAGGCCCUCUCGAGCGAUCCGAGGAGCGCCUGCUGGGAGGACUAUUCGGGCGCCAAGUGGUUCGGCGGAGACGAUGUCACGCUCGUGGCGAUCCCGGGCGUGUUGAAGUAUUUGGAUGUCGAGUUGGCGGCGAUGGGGAUCCGGUUGAAUUUCAAGGUCGGCCCGUGA